Molecule: messenger RNA, 1845 nt
Organism: Closterium sp. NIES-65
Lineage: Eukaryota; Viridiplantae; Streptophyta; Zygnematophyceae; Desmidiales; Closteriaceae
Source: the annotation of a GenBank genome assembly
AUGAGGGAAAUGGCGACUAUGAAGAACGAUGUGAUGUUCCUGGACGCGAGCUUCACCGUCAUAGCCAAUUUUGUGGGAUUGAGGCGCGAGGAGGUGGUGUCCGCUGCAACCCAACUACUGAUGCAAGGCAACCCCGGGAGAUCCGGCGCGAAAGCAGAGGCAUGUGGCACCAAGAAUGCCCCACACACUCCACAGCGUCCAUCCGGUCGCAAGAGGCGUGUUGACAGUAGUCCAGAGGAGGAUGUUGUACACAAUGCCACCCGUGUUGCGCUGGCCUCCUCGUUCGCUGCAUGUGAUCCGACAGCGCGCUUGCUGCAAAACCCGCUGCUGUCGGGAGGGACCAUACCUCACUGGAUGUUCACCCGCGGGAGACCGCUGCUCGGGGUGACGGUGCCGGCUGGAGCUGAUGCGUGGGGAGAUACGAGCGGCCACGAGACGGUGAAGGCAGAAGAAGAGGAGGAUCUUGUGUCAGACACGGAGGAUGAAGAGGAUGGUGACGACACGUGUGCAACGAAGUACACAGGAGUCAAGUUGGAGAAAGCAUCAAGCAAGUUUGGCGUGAAGAUCCUGAUCAAAGAAGGAGGAAAGCGUAGGCAACAGCGGCUGGGUGCAUACACAUCGGAGGAGGAGGCGGCGUAUGCGUACGCCGCAGGUGCGUUCGUCCUGAGGCCACAAGACAAGAUACCCAACACGGUCAGUCUGUCAGCCGCAGAGAAGGCGAUGCUACGUGGAUGCACCAAGGAAGAUCUGCAGCUCCUGGUGGAAGCGCGGAAGUGGUGGAGGUGGCGGAGCUGGAGGGAGGCGCGGGAGGGCGUGAACUGGAAGGUGAAACGAGGGAGGAAGCGAGUGGUUGCCACGCGCACAUCAAGAGUGGACACCGACGGCCAUGACGUGCGCAUCUCGAGCAGGGUUCUCGAGCAACUCAUCUGGGCUCAAGACAGAAGCGCCAAGGAGAACGCGCGGUUGGAGGCGCUGUUUUUGAAUGCAAUGGCGCAGCGUUCUGGUGGAUCUCGUAAGCGUAAGGCUCGGAAUCAGAGAGACCCGGAGCAAGGGUGCAUGAACUCGAAGCGUAAGCGUGGCGAAACAUGGAGCGGCGGGUCGGACGAUGACGGAGAGGACGACGAGGAAGAUACACAUGGUUCUGUUGGUCGUCAUAUGCGUACUGCAAAGUCUCCUAUUCUGCAACGCGCGUUGGCGCAUCUGCCGACAGACAAGGCAUGGAAGCGGGUGUGCGAGCUGGCCAGAGUUCACUUGUUUCUCAACAGGCCCACGUCGUCGAUGACCUUCUACCCGAGCAGUGACGAUAAGACUCACGGAGUGUGCGCGGUGCUGUUCCGGGACGACAGGGACGCAUCCAGCCUGUGGGCACCUGAAAAGGAGCGUAGUAUCGAGAAGAUAAGAGAGCGCAUUGGGAUUGGCGCUGACCCCCCUGAAACUCUAGUGCUGACCAGUUGGGCGCACGACAGGGAUGGCAUGCCGUUUGCCUCCCGGGCGUCCGCGACAUGUGCGAAGGCUGCCUUCAAGCCGAAGAAGGCAGGGCUGGUGAUGAUCCUUAAGGUCUCCGACUGUGUCCUCUACUGGGAGGCGCGGAAAGGCCGGCUCUCCAACUCGGCGGGCGGGAACGCCCACGUCGUGGAUGGGCUCAAGGUCCUGGUCAAGGAGGCCGUGGAGAGGGCGAUCCGUAUCUACAACCCCGAGUAUGACGCGGAGCGCGAGGCGUGGAUUUGGGGGCACCAUGGCCUGCGCAUCUCUGCGUGCGGCCUGGAGCACAUGAAGUCUGCGGCCGCCACCGAGCUGCUAGGCAUCGUAGGGGAUGACGACCUUUCGGCGUCACUUGGUGAUUAG